AUACAUUUUUCCCGGUACCAAAACUUUGCUAAAAUCCAAAACUAGUUUUCUGCAUUCUUUUCAAAGAGAAAAUCGAGUCAAGUGUGGUUCUCAUCGGUUCGUUGCAGUUGAUGGUUUUCGGGGUUUGAGGUACCGCUACGCCGGAAAAAGUACAUCGUCUCUAGUCUCUAUCCUGGGAGGAAUCAUUCCAUAAUAUUGGGUACUAGAGGGGAAUAAGAUUUCUUAAGAAGAGACAGUGAAUUCUGUCGGCUAGGACGCUUACAUAUGUUUUGCAUGAUUUUUGAGAUUUUAAAUAUUUACUUGUUUUGCAAGAAAAUAGUAUACGUGAACAAUUUUCACUACAAUUUCUUACCUAUAUAAUUCGAGAAAAUGUAUAAUUUAUUGUAUUGAUGAUGGAUGAAAGUUAUAGAGUUCCCCUGUUCUCUCCACCUAGCUCCCACUGAUCUCUAGAUAUCUUCUGAAAAAAGAGUUGGCCAGGAACGACUCGGCAUCGCCGGCGAAGAGCGUAAAAGUCAGAAACAGUUUGCUUCACCGGCAACUCUUUUUUCCCACGUACUUCCCCAAAAUCAAAGCCUCCGACGUGCGAAGGGUCUAUACGGCAUCACCAUAUGCCGAAAAACAACAACUCUCGUCAGCUAACAAGAAGCAGAGUAUCAUAUCGAUCGAGCACUAUAAAAACCCCAACAGCAACGACCAUGAAAAUAUACAAAUACUCAUAUAUCACCAUUUAGCGACCACAUAUGGUCACCACAAGAGCAUUGGUAACAGCGGUAUCUUUAGCGACGGCAAUGAUCAUCUUCGCUCCGCGACCUUCCGUCCAGGAAAUAGUUUACGUCGCCAAUAACGUAACCGACGGCAAGGCAGUGAUUGUGCAUUGUCAAUCCGGAGACGACGAUUUAGGCGGCUUCGCGGUGGCCGUCGGGUAUCGCAUCCAUUGGCAAUUCUCGCCGAAUUUAUUCGGAGGGACGCUUUUCUGGUGCAAACUUGCAUUCGAAGAUCGGCGCGCUUCUUUCGUGGCAUACGACCAAAGGACUUCUCCAGAAACCGUAAAAUGGACUGUCAAUGACGACGGGGUUUACGGGAAGCUACACGGCGGAACGCCGUAUUUACAUGCUGCAUGGGUGCGAGUUUUCGCCAAUUAGUCCUUCAACCGUAUACUUUCUUUGAUUCCGGUGUGUUUCAAUAACGCGAGUUAUUACGAUUAACUAGUUCUUGACAUGGGGUUAGAGUCUUCUGUGAUCGAAAAAUCUUCUGUUCGAAUCACAAUGACCUGAUCGUAUUGUUGAAGCUGCCGAAGUUGAGGAUUGAAUCCUUGGUUGAGCUUGAGAAGUGGGUCUUAGCGCGAAGGAAUAUCAUUUGAACGUUAUUUAAUCGUUUGAGUCAGACAGUAUCGUUUUGAGUCUCUGUGCUUAGUCUUUAAAGUUAGUUCUAUUCUGUGUCAAAUAAGUCCAAUCCGAGUUUCAUGUGUUAUGGAAACUUGGAAGUCAAGAUGUUAUGUUAUUAGAGUAUUUGGCUGGUUUUAGCUAGUUAGCAUGAAUCAAGAGGUAAUGGGUUAGUGGCUUAGUGCAGUUAGUGGAAGCCGAAGUGACGGGCUUCAAGUCUUGUACAUAUAAUGAAAUUGUGUUGUUUUAAUGAAUUUUCUUCAUUUUAGUGAAUUAAUGUUAUACUUUUUG
Linum trigynum is the source of this 1673-nucleotide messenger RNA. The record is from the annotation of a GenBank genome assembly. NCBI's taxonomy places the organism in Eukaryota, Viridiplantae, Streptophyta, Magnoliopsida, Malpighiales, Linaceae.